This is a messenger RNA of Hippopotamus amphibius kiboko, 4139 nucleotides long. RefSeq names its product fucose kinase (gene FCSK). Gene Ontology annotation, molecular function: fucokinase activity; ATP binding. The transcript is spliced from 24 exons. The record is from RefSeq and is a predicted model, not a curated record. NCBI's taxonomy places the organism in Eukaryota, Metazoa, Chordata, Mammalia, Artiodactyla, Hippopotamidae. Gene Ontology annotation, biological process: GDP-L-fucose salvage. Bases 49 to 3471 code for a protein of 1140 amino acids.
CUCCAACCUGCUUCAGGAUCAAAUUAAACUCUCCUGUUGCUUUUCCCCAUGGGAGAGAACUACCAUUCAUUGAGCUCCUGCUGUGUGCCACAUAUUUUUAUAUUUAAUGCAACCAUCCUAGGAGGAAGCCCUCCAACUUUGGCCAGAAUGGAGCAGCCGAAGGGGGUUGAUUGGACGGUCAUCAUCCUGACAUGCCAGUACAAGGACAGUGUCGAGGUCUUCCAGAGAGAGCUGGAAAUACGGCAGAAGCGAGAGCAGAUCCCCGCCAGCACGCUGCUGUUGGCCGUGGAGGACCCGGAAGUUCACGUGGGCAGUGGAGGAGCCACCCUCAAUGCCCUGCUGGUGGCUGCUGAGCACCUGAGUGCCCUCGCAGGCUUCACCGUGGUCACAUCAGAUGUUCUGCACUCGGCCUGGAUCCUUAUCCUGCACAUGGGCCGAGACUUCCCCUUCGAUGACUGUGGCCGGGCCUUCACCUGCCUCCCUGUGGAGAACCCCCAGGCCCCCGUGGAGGCCACGGUCUGCAACCUGGACUGCUUGCUGGACAUCAUGAGCCAUCGGCUGGGCCCAGGCUCCCCGCCAGGCAUUUGGGUCUGCAGCACCGACAUGCUGCUGUCUGUUCCUCCAAACCCAGGGAUUCCCCCCUUCCUUGGGUCGGGGUCCCUGGAGAGCCUCCUGACUCCCCCACCUGCAGGGAUCAGCUGGGACGGCUUCCGGGGAGCCAGAGUGAUCGCCCUUCCUGGGAGCACGGCCUAUGCCCGGAACCAUGGCGUUUACCUCACUGACUCCCAGGACGUCGUUUUGGACAUUUACUACCGGGGCACCGAGGCAGAGAUACAACGAUGUGCCAGGCCUGAUGGGCGGGUACCACUGGUUUCUGGGGUUGUCUUCUUCUCUGCGGAAACGGCUGAGCACCUCCUGGCCACCCAUGUGAGCCCGCCUCUGGAUGCCUGCACCUAUAUGGGCUUGGACUCUGGAGCCCAGCCUGUCCAGCUGUCUCUAUUUUUUGACAUCUUGCUCUGCAUGGCCCGGAACGUGAGAAGGGAAGAGUUCCUGAUGGGGCGGCCCCCGGAGAUGGGGCAAGGUGACGCGGACAUCGCGGGUUACCUGCGUGGAGCCCGGUCUGAGCUGUGGAGGGAGCUUCGCGGUCUGCCCCUCACAGUGGCAUACGUCCCUGACGGCAGUUACAACUACAUGACCAACUCAGCCAGUGAGUUCCUGCACAGUCUCACAUUCCCAGGGGCUCCUGGGGCCCAGGUCGUGCACUCCCAGGUGGAGGAGCAGCAGCUGCUGGGGGCUGGGAGCUCUGUGGUCAGCUGCCUGCUGGAGGGCCCCGUCCGGCUGGGUCCUGGGAGUGUCCUGCAGCACUGCCACCUGCGGGAUCCCUGCCCUCUCCCCUGCCAGGGCCCCAUUCACAUCGGCACUGGCUGCCUCGUGAGUGGCCUGGACAUGGCCCAGUCUGAGGCACUGCACGGCUUGGAGCUGCAUGACCUCGUCCUGCAGGGACACCACGUGCAGCUGCACGGCACCCCCAGCCGGGCCUUCACCCUCGUUGGCCGUCUGGACAGCUGGGAAAGACAGGGGACGGGAACGUAUCUCAACAUGCCUUGGAGUAAAUUCUUCCAGAAGACAGGCAUUCGGGACUGGGACCUGUGGGACCCAGACACGCCCCCCACUGAGUGCUGCCUUCUCAGUGCCCGUCUCUUUCCCAUGCUCCACCCCUCGAGGGCCCUGGGGCCCCAGGAUAUGUUGUGGAUGCUGGGCCCCCAGGAGGAUGGGGGCAAGGCCCUAAGGGCUUGGCGAGCCUCCUGGCGUCUGUCCUGGGAGCAGCUGCAGCCGUGCCUGGACCGGGCUGCCACGCUGGCCUCCCGCCGGGACCUUUUCUUCCGCCAGGCCCUGCAUAAGGUGCGGCAUGUGCUGGAGGCCCGGCAGGACCUCAGCCUGCGCCCGCUGAUCCGGGCUGCUGUCCGCGAGGGCUGUCCUGGGCCCCUGAUGGCCACGCUGGACCAGGUGGCAGCUGGUGUGGGAGACCCUGGCGUGGCAGCCCGGGCACUGGCCUGUGUGGCGGAUGUACUGGGCUGCAUGGCAGAGGGCCAAGGAGGCUUACGGAGUGGGCCAGCUGCCAACCCCGAGUGGGUGCGGCCCUUCUCGUACCUGGAGUGUGGAGACCUGGCUCGGGGCGUGGAGGUGCUCGCCCAGGAGCGGGACAAGUGGCUGAGCAGACCAGCCUUGCUAGUGCGAGCUGCCCGCCACUACGAGGGGGCUGGGCAGAUCCUGAUCCGCCAGGCUGUGAUGUCAGCCCAGCACUUUGUGUCCUCAGUGCCGGUAGAGCUGCCAGCACCUGGGCAGUGGGUGGUGGCUGAGUGCCCGGCUCGAGUGGAUUUCUCUGGGGGCUGGAGUGACACGCCACCCCUUGCCUAUGAGCUUGGUGGGGCAGUGCUGGGCCUGGCUGUGCGAGUGGACGGCCGCCGGCCCAUCGGGGCCAGGGCUCGCCGCAUCCCAGAGCCUGAGCUGUGGCUGGCAGUGGGACCUCAGCAGGACAAGAUGGCCAUGAAGAUAGUAUGCUGCAGCCUGGAUGACCUGCAGGAUUACUGCCAGCCCCAUGCCCCAGGGGCGCUCUUGAAGGCGGCCUUCAUCUGUGCGGGGAUCGUGAGUGUCCACUCCAGGCUCUCGCUGAGUGAGCAGCUGCUGCGUACCUUCGGGGGUGGCUUUGAGCUGUGUACCUGGUCUGAGCUGCCCCAUGGCUCUGGCCUCGGCACCAGCAGCAUCCUGGCGGGGGCUGCCCUGGCAGCCUUGCAGCGGGCUGCAGGCCGGGCAGUGGGCACGGAGGCCCUGAUCCACGCAGUGCUGCACCUGGAGCAGGUGCUCACCACAGGAGGUGGCUGGCAGGACCAAGUUGGUGGCCUAAUGCCUGGCAUCAAGGUGGGGCGCUCCCAGGCUCAGCUGCCGCUGAAGGUGGAAGUAGAAGAGAUCACUGUGCCUGCGGGCUUUGUCCAGAAGCUCAAUGAUCACCUGCUCUUGGUAUAUACUGGCAAGACCCGCCUGGCCCGGAAUCUGCUGCAGGAUGUGCUGAGGAGCUGGUAUGCCCGGCUGCCUGCCGUUGUGCAGAAUGCCCACAACCUGGUGCAGCACACCAAGGAGUGCACUGAAGCCUUCCGCCAAGGGAGCCUGCCUCUGCUGGGCCAGUGCCUGACGUCAUACUGGGAGCAGAAGAAGCUCAUGGCUCCAGGCUGUGAGCCCUUGGCUGUGCGGCGUAUGAUGGAUGUCCUGGCCCCCUACGUGCAUGGCCAGAGCCUGGCAGGGGCAGGUGGCGGGGGCUUUCUCUAUCUGUUGACCAAGGAGCCACGGCAAAAGGAGGCUCUGGAGGCUGUGCUGGCCAAGACUGAGGGCCUCGGUAACUACAGCAUCCACCUGGUGGAAGUGGACACUCAGGGCCUGAGCCUGCAGAUGCUGGGGACUGAGACCUCAGCCUGAUGCCCCUUCUCGUGAGGCUUGUCCCUCUGCAAGAUGAGAAACCGGAGCUAUGGCAGCCCUUCCCAUCCUUCCCCCGUGGGGGCACUCAGUCUUGUACUCUCCACCCACUUGUGAAUCUGCUUCCAAACGAAGCCAACCUGAGCUUACGCCAGCCUUUUCUACAACUUUGUGAUGCAGAGGCAGUGCUUGGGAUCAGGACUGUGACCUCCUGGUUGACAGUGGCCUAGGCUUGGCCUCUGCUCCAUCUGCACAUAGGAAGGUCCUCUCAGUGCCCCUGUGGCCUUUACAAAUCCGAUGGCUCAGCUUGGGCCUUGGCCUUCUCACUCCAUGAGGGCCUGGAAGAAGGGGAUGACAACCAGCCUUGGCAGAUGGCUGGGGUCCCUUGGUAAGGCCAACCCUGAAGAGGCCCUUUGUGGCAUUUCCUGUGGCCUUCCUUAGAGGUCAGGCUUUUGUGUGAGUAGAUACUUCCUGUUCCGCAUUCACUCCUGGGCUGACUUAAUGGGGGAGUGGGGACAGGGGUGAAGGUCCACACUCAUGUCUGUGGCAGAGAGCCAGGGCAGUCCUGCAGCAAGUCACUGCUAACCGAGGUCUUAACCAGCAACUCUGCCAUGUGCCUGUGGGCCGUGGGUGCUCAGGACUGCAGUCUUCUUGGAAUAAAUUCACUCUGC